Molecule: messenger RNA, 4978 nt
Organism: Acanthopagrus latus (yellowfin seabream)
Lineage: Eukaryota; Metazoa; Chordata; Actinopteri; Spariformes; Sparidae
Gene: arhgef6
Product: Rac/Cdc42 guanine nucleotide exchange factor (GEF) 6
Exons: 22
Coding region: 588-2912 (774 amino acids)
Molecular function (GO): guanyl-nucleotide exchange factor activity; protein binding
Source: RefSeq, a predicted model, not a curated record
UCUGUUGACGGAAUCAUGAUGCUCUUCUGCAGAUAGCCCAUCUCAGUCAACGUAAAUCAUUUGAGUUGGCAGCAUUAAUCAUACAGUUUUUAAUGCUGUACCAGAAAAACCAAGGCUGUGUUUCAUCUGGCUCAUUUACAAGACUUUGCUGGUGAAUCCAAGCACACCACAUGUCAGCCCUACUGAUCACAUACCAUAAAGUGAGUCAUGCAUUUGUCUCUUGCAAAAUAUGCUGAUGCACAUCAGAUAUCAGUUCCCUGUUACUGGAGCUUCCUGAUCCUUAAUGCGUUUUAACCUGUACUGUAACAUGAGAUAAAAUGCCCUCAGCCAGCAGCAUGUGCUACUUUGCACAGAAAAAAAAAAAAAACUCCUUGUAUUGUUGAGGUGCCUGUUUGCCAGUAGGGGUGAUCAUCAGUUUUGCGUAUAGAAACAGCGUCGUCCUUCCCCCCACCGCCUCUUUUUUUAACUUCUAGCAGAAGUGCGGAUGUGAGUUGCAUAUUGAUACGGAACAGGCCGCCAGUUUUUUUUUUUUUUUUCUUCUUCCCUGAAGCAAUGCUUGCUUAGGCAAUGAUCAUUUUUCUGGAGCUAUGAAUUCAGAGGAGCAGACGGUAACGUGGUUGAUAUCUCUGGGAGUGCUCAGCUCGCCGAAAAAGAAUAUAGCGGACCCGGAGGAGUUCCUGAAAACGUCGCUGAAGGAUGGGGUCGUGCUGUGCAAGCUCACGGAGCGGCUCGUACCUGGCUUCACUCCCAAGUACUGCCAGGAUCCGAGGACCGAAGCCGACUGCAUUUCCAACAUCAAGGAGUUUUUACGAGGAUGCUCGUCCCUGAAAGUAGAGGGGUUUGAACCAGAGUGUUUAUACACUGGCGAGAAUUUUGGGAAAGUGCUGACCACUUUGCUGGCAGUCAACUUUGCCACACAAGACUGUUCUGCUGAGAGGUCAUGUUCGCAGUCGGGUGCUCCGUCUCCUAGUCAGUCGACGUCUUCACACACGCUCUCCUCCGCCAAAUCCAAAGGCUCUCUGCGCAGGCAAUCCAAAUCUGUGGAGAUGUCUGAGAACGGUGGAGGCGGGCAGCAGAUGGUGAAGGCCCGCUACAACUUCAAGCAGAACAAUGAAGACGAACUGUCAUUCAAUAAAGGCGACACGAUCCUCGUGACGCGGCAGGAGGAGGGAGGCUGGUGGGAGGGAACGCUCAACGGCAAGACGGGCUGGUUCCCCAGUAACUACGUCCGGGAGAUCAAAGCCUGUGAAAAACCAGUGUCUCCUAAAGGAACUCAGUUGACCAAAAACUACUACAGUGUGGUGGUUCAGGACAUCUUGGAACAUGAGCGGGAGUUUGUCAAAGAAUUACAAACAGUGCUGACUUGUUAUCUUCGACCCCUGCAAGCCAGCGACAAGGUGAGCAGUGCAGACAGCACCACCUUGUGUGGGAACCUGGAGGAGAUCCUCACCUUCCAGCAGGGUCUGUGUGUGGCUUUGGAGGAGUGCACCAAAGUCUCCGAGGCCCAGCAGCGAGUGGCAGGCUGCUAUUUAAACCUGAUGUGUCAGAUCAAGGCGCUGUACUUGGCUUACUGUUCCAGCCACCCUUCAGCUGUUUGCAUCCUCACUGACCACAGUGAGGAGCUCGGCAAGUUCAUGGAGAGCCAGGGAGCCAGUACUUCAGGGAUAUUGACCCUGACCACCAGUCUCAGUAAGCCCUUCAUGAGGCUGGACAAGUACCCCACGCUGCUGCAGGAGCUGGAGAGACAUGUGGAGGAAGCCCACCCUGACUAUGCUGACAUUGUGAAAGCAACCGCAGCAUUUAGAAGCCUAGUGACACAGUGCCAGGAUCUGCGGAAGCGCAAGAACCUGGAGCUGCAGAUCUUGUCUGAACCAGUGCGGGCCUGGGAGGGAGACAGCAUGAAGAGCCUGGGACAUGUGGCCUACAUGUCUCAGGUCCACGUGAAAAAUGGGUCCAGUGAGGAAAAAGAGGAGCGUUAUCUAAUGCUUUUCCCUAACAUGUUAGUCAUGCUCUCUGCCAGUCCCCGGAUGAGUGGCUUUAUUUAUCAGGGAAGACUACCGCUGACAGGCACCACAGUAAUGAGACACACAGAGGAUGCAGACAGUGCCCAGUACGCCUUCGACAUCACAGGAAGCAUGAUCGACCGUAUUACGGUGUUCUGCAGUAGUGCCCAAGAGUUGCAGGAGUGGCUGGAGCACCUUCAGCCCUUUACCAAAGGAGGCAGCCCCGCAGGAACCAUCUCAAAGACUGUAGAAGGCAAGCCGCUGAGCAUGGUCGGCACCCCCACUCACCUGCCCCAUCUGGGCCCCCUCAGUCGCGGCCCUCUGGAGCCGCCGAAGAUCAGCAAGCCCUGGUCUCUCAGCUGCCUGCGCCCCGCGCCUCCCCUCAAGCCCUCUGCAGCACUGGGAUACAAAGAGAGGAUGUCUUAUAUCAUGAAGGACUCCAGCAAGAGCCCGCGGCCCAUGAAGAAGUUCCUGCCAGGCAACAGGAAGAAAGAGCGGAAGCCCUCCGAUGAUGAGGUUCAAAUAAGGAAAAGCACGGCCGCUCUGGAGGAGGACGCUCAGAUACUGAGGGUGAUUGAGGCGUACUGCACAGGAGCCAGCCUGCAUCAGACCACCACAGGUGUGCGUUUGUCGGUGCGGAAAGAGUGUGUCCCUCAGGUGCUUCUGCCAGAGGAAGAGAAGAUCAUUGUGGAGGAGAUGAAGAGCAACGGGCAGACGGUCAUUGAGGAAAAGAGUCUGGUUGAUGCUGUGUAUGCUUUAAAGGAUGAGGUUCAUGAACUAAAAAAGGAGAAUAAGUGGAUGAAGCAGUUCCUGGAGGAGGAGCAGAAGUCUCGCAAAGAGCUGGAGAGAGUCGUCCGGAAACUGGCCAAGCAGAAGAACGACUGUGCUUGGGACGACGCCGGCCACUGAGCGCAUCCAUGCAAUCAUCCCCACGCCCGCUGUGUGUCUGUGUGAAUGGCUAUAUAUUUUUGUACGCACGCUUGUGGAGAGACAGGAGAGGGGUCAGGUGUGUGUGUGUGUGUGUGUGUGUGUGUGUGUGUGUGUGUGUGUGUGUGUAUCUGCAUCUGUUUUUUUUUUUGUUUUUUUUUGCGUCUCCAUAUUUCAAUCACGCAGAGCAGAGUGGGACUUGCCUCUGAGCUUCAUCGCUUCAGGUGCUGGAGCACGGCGUGACGUUUUGAAAUCUGUCUUCCUGAUCCAGCCUCACUCGAUGAGACCACAAAUAUAUGCAGCUCCGCUAAAAACAAGACGGGGAUGUUUUUUUUUAAAAAAAAAAAAACAUACUGCCUCUUGGCGACUGGCACUGUGAACACUCCCCAGCACAUGGAACUAUGUUGGACAAGGGCAGAACGAUUUCUCUGCUGCUUCCUUGGCUUUAGUUGGAAAUAGACGGGGAGUACGAAGCCAUCGAGUCCGAUAGGUGUUCUCCUGCAUGCACUUCUGUUACCAAGGGAACUGAUUUUCUUCCCUGUCACAUCAUGACUUCUCAUUCUGUCAUUGUCAUAUUUUAUUGGUCACGAGGAGGGGAAGUGGAUUCAUUGAGCUCUCUUGAGCAAUUUUGUAAACGUUCUACUAGACAUUCGCAUCACAAGUUUCCAGGCUGUUUUUUUGAGUCGUUUCAAGCAAUUCAGCAUCAGAUUAGCCCUUCAUGUUAAACUCAGUUCCAACUGCAGCCUUUCACUGUUUAUUUAAAAAACUGCAUGAAUGUACAGUGUUUCUACAGUAUGACUUCUGCAUCAGAAAUGUGAUAAUCAAGAUAUUCAGAUAUAUUAGUCCAAAGCCAUCAGGGAUGCAGCUGCGUGAUAGAGUAGAAAAGGCUUAACUAUCUAUCAUUUAUUAUACUGGCAUACGCAAAUGAUGACAAAGAUGUCGCUCCUACUCUUCUUACUAGAAUAUAUUCAAGUAUCAUUUUAACAUAUUAAUUACAUAGCCUUGCUUUAUUUGGGAUUUUUUUUUUUAAUACUCUUUAUUUAUUGUUCACCAAAACAUUUAACUGUGUGUUAGCCUUAUCGAUAUAGUUCUGCUGCCUUCACAUCUGUCUGGAGUUUUACUCAACUGCACCGAUGUAGAAAGGCAGAAAAACAUCCCCAGUUAAGGGAAAAUGGACAUUUCUUCAUCACAAAAUAGGAAAAAAAUUACUUCAACAGUCAGUCCAGCUUGUGAAUUCAGAGGGUUUUUGUUUUUUUUUUUUUUGCCUGCAGCCUAUUUGGCCUCCCGGCAGGUUUUCUGCAUGGCAGAUGGAGACGGACUGAGGAAAUGAACAGAGAGAUUUAUUUGUGGGCGUAGAGUAGAGCUCAACUGUUAAAGUGCCUCCUGAAGGGGUCGAUAAACUUAAAGAGAGUUUUAAGACCAGACUGGGACUAAAUGCAUGAUUUAUACUGAAAGUGUCACAGGUGGUUUUGUAAUAUUUCAAUAAGAAUGACUCGAGCUUAAAGGGUAUAUUUAAGGGUCUGAAAAAAAAAACCCCAUACAGGGCUUUUGCGUGCAGCCUCUUUUCAAGGACCCACAGCGGUACAUUUCCUCAUGAGGUGUAGUGUGUGCACUGUCAAAACUGUUAUCUCCUCCUGCUGCACUGCUGUGCACCGGUGGAUGCUAUUGAAAUGCAAUAAGUGACUGCUUUACUGACUGACCGCUGGGUUAGACCCCGGCAUGGUGGGCCAGAUUUGGAGAAAUUGCAAUAAUAAUGAAUGAAUUAACCCGAGUUUAUUAACCAAAAAAAAAGGAGCCGACACGUGGUUCAGCCACCACAGAGUUAGGCUAUUUGUUGUUUCCAUUUGCCUUUUUUUUAAUUUAAUCAAGUCUCUUGGUAUUGGUGAUUGUUUAAAGGUCUCUGACCGCGUCCCAGCACACAUGACUCAAACUGUAAUAUUACUGUAAUACUGUACAAUCCCUGUUUGCAAAGUGCUUUUUCUGUGUGCACCUCUCACAGGGAGGUCCGAGCACUGUGCAGCAUACACAGCAGCACAGGUACAUCUAUU